CCAGAGAAGCAAAAAAGAAACCCUAACUGCGAACUCGCAAUAAUGAUUCAUGAUUUUUGGAUAGCACAAGCACAAAUUUAACCCCUACGAAGUUGGAAACAAUCACGAGACCAAGAAUAAUGUUAUAGUUGCUCAUAAAAUUUCCCACCAAACACUCCAGAUAAAUACCUGAAAAACAAAUUUCUUUCCCAAUGGCAUUCUCAGCUAACCCGUUAUCUCUAAGCGUACCCGAGUCCGCAUUCGAAUCCUGGCUCCGAGACACCGGUUACCUCGAAAUUCUCGAUCAACGAACCACCGAUCUCCACCGCCAAUCCACCACAACCACCACCACACCCACCACAACCACCACCACCACCGCCAUAACUAACUCCGCCACCGCCGCUGCCACUGCAGUUUCAAUUUCAAACGGAGUUUUUGUUCUUAUAUUUUUGCAUAUUGGAACGUUAUUGUCGCUUAUUAAGCUUAAUCCGUUUGCGAAACUUAAUUCCGAUGAUUUUUCCUGUGAUACUCCGUCGUGGACGGUGAAAUUCGUUGGGUCGUUGGAUUGUUACUCGUUUCCUUUGUCGUCGUCUCAGGCGAAGCUUAGAGUUCAUGAGAAUGUGAAACGAUAUGCCCGGAACUAUGCUUCUCUAUUCGUGCUCUUCUUUGCGUGCUCUCUGUACCAAAAGCUGCUUGCCCUUGUAGGGUUGAUAUCAUGUUUGGCACUUUGGGAUUUAUUAAAGUUGUGUGGAGAUCGCUGGGGAUUAGAGCAGCGCCCAGUUUUCAAACAAAGCUUGAUUCGCAUUGCUCAGUGUGCAACUGCAGUUAUUCUAUUGUGUACCAACGUUCCAGUGGCUCUCUUUUCAGCUAUUGCAGUCAGUUAUGCAGUGAUGAUUCUGCAUGCCUCAUUUAGGAAGCUGACCCCCUCAAAACAAUCAACUUCAAAAGAUGGAAACCGGAGAAUCGAUAGAAGUUGAUGAGUGAUUAUUAAUGUCAAAUCAAACAAUACCGUAGUCGUCUGGGGAGAGGGUAACCUGUGUUUACAAGCUAGCAUACAACUCAGUUCAUGAGUACAUCUUUCCAUUUGAACUGAGAAAUUUCUUCUAGUCAGUCACACUGUAUGAAAAGUUUUCAUUAUUCGGUUUUAGGCUGUGCAUAAUACCUAUACAAUGCUGAAAAAAAAAGAAGACUAGAUAAGAUUGUAAAUGGCUGUAGAACCCUAAAGAGAAUUAGCUUGGACCAAUUGCAGUGUACAAUCCCUUCGAGCCCUCCAGAUUUGUACCUUAAUUUGUUGGCAAUCGAAGAAGAGAAUGCUUUUUAAUUGCUGUGAAUGGAAAAGAGUACAUGACUCAUACUGUUACUUACCCAAAA
This is a messenger RNA of Capsicum annuum, 1350 nucleotides long. Its product is annotated as PRA1 family protein H. Gene Ontology annotation, biological process: vesicle-mediated transport. The record is from RefSeq and is a predicted model, not a curated record. NCBI's taxonomy places the organism in Eukaryota, Viridiplantae, Streptophyta, Magnoliopsida, Solanales, Solanaceae. The transcript has 4 exons. Bases 192 to 956 code for a protein of 254 amino acids. Gene Ontology annotation, cellular component: Golgi apparatus; endoplasmic reticulum.